Neogale vison (American mink) is the source of this 2091-nucleotide messenger RNA. RefSeq names its product RAB28, member RAS oncogene family (gene RAB28). Lineage: Eukaryota; Metazoa; Chordata; Mammalia; Carnivora; Mustelidae. Bases 194 to 856 code for a protein of 220 amino acids. Gene Ontology annotation, molecular function: GTP binding; GTPase activity. Gene Ontology annotation, cellular component: endosome; Golgi apparatus. The transcript is spliced from 7 exons. The record is from RefSeq and is a predicted model, not a curated record.
GGAGGUGGGCAAGAUGGCGCCCGGCGAGUGAUUCAGCCUGGUUACGUCCAGCGGCCGCUGAGACUUCGGGGCGGGGGGUUCUGCCUCCCCUGCCGCCCUUCCUCCUCUCCCCCGCCCCCGGAGACCCCCUGUUACCCUUCCUCCCUCUACCUCGGGGUGGGGGUGGGGGAGCGGGCCUGGUUCCUGGGACACCAUGUCGGACUCUGAGGAGGAGAGCCAGGACCGCCAACUGAAAAUCGUCGUGCUGGGGGACGGCACCUCCGGGAAGACCUCCUUAGCUACGUGUUUUGCUCAAGAAACUUUUGGGAAACAGUACAAACAAACUAUAGGACUGGAUUUCUUUUUGAGAAGGAUAACAUUGCCAGGGAACUUGAAUGUUACUCUCCAAGUUUGGGAUAUAGGAGGACAGACAAUAGGAGGCAAGAUGUUGGAUAAAUAUAUCUAUGGAGCACAGGGAAUCCUCUUGGUAUAUGAUAUUACAAAUUAUCAAAGCUUUGAGAAUUUAGAAGACUGGUAUUCUGUGGUGAAGAAAGUGAGCGAGGAGUCAGAAACUCAGCCACUGGUUGCCUUGGUGGGCAAUAAAAUUGAUUUGGAACAUAUGCGAACAGUAAAACCUGAAAAACACUUACGGUUUUGCCAGGAAAAUGGUUUUAGUAGCCACUUUGUCUCAGCAAAGACAGGAGACUCUGUCUUCCUGUGUUUUCAGAAAGUUGCUGCUGAAAUCCUUGGAAUCAAAUUAAACAAAGCAGAAAUAGAACAGUCACAGCAUAUUGUCAGGGCAGAAAUAGUGAAGUACCCGGAAGAAGAUAAUCAACAUACCAACUCUGCUCAGAGUAGAAUCUGUUCAGUACAGUAGUGCAGGUAUUAAGGGGUAAAUUGAUUGCAUUUGGGGGGAGGAGGGAGGGAGAACUGGUAGAUGCUGUCUUGCUCUUUAUUCCUUAUGAGUAGAGAAGUUCAAAUGAUUAUUGUACAUGAUUGGAAGUUAGUAUUGUUAAUUGUAAGUCCUGUUUUAGAACUUUGAAAAAUUGGUUAUUUGCCAGGAGACCGACAAACAAGAAAUUGGGACAAUUUAAAAUAACAUUUCAGUUACUUUCAAACAUAUUUGUCCUUAUGGUUGUGUUUAUCACAUGUGCAGUGAAGUGAAGAAUGCAAUGGUUAUUCCCAUUUUUCUUGAAGCAGCGUGGUAAUUGAAAGAGUAUUUUUAAAAUUUGCCUUGAAUUACCUUUCUUUGUCUGCUUCUGUGUACAGAUUUAGUAAAAGAGUUUGGAAUAGUGAAGGAGCUGUUUUAAUUUAAAUUAUUACUUGGGGCAUAUUACUAAAUUCAUCAUCGAAGAUAUUCCUUGAAGUGUGGGUUAGAGGGAUGAAAAGAAGAGUUAAAAGUGUCUUUUGGUUUAAAUUAUUUAAAAAAAAACAUGAAUAUGAGGUGAUUUUCUAAAUUUUUCAUUCUAUAUUUUGUUAGAGUUUUUAUUCAUAACCCAAUAGUGAGCUCUUUGGUAGUAAAUUAGGGAUUUGGGAGGAAAGUUAUAAAAACUGGAAAAGUUUUAAAAAUUGGGUUGCUCAAAACAUUUCUCCUUUGUGUGUGACUCCUAUUUAACAUUUACACAUUUCUUACUAACUCACAGAUUGCUGCAGAUACUCUAAAAAAGUUAUGGCUGGGCAUAAUGGUUUAUUUAAAUAUUAAUAAAUGAUGACAUAUUUUACUUUGAAAUUAUGAUGUCUUGCCUGUGAAUUAAAAUAUGUGAAUGAUUAAUUCUCAUUCCUUUGCUUUAAAUUAUAACCAGGGUUUAAUUUUUCAUAUUUAUUUGUCAGUUAUAUUUUAGACUUCUUGUAACCUCAAGUUAAUGUCAUAAAACCAGGGAAGACUCAGUAAAGGAAUUGGUCUUCCAUCCUUAAAAAACAAAACCAAAAAACAAACCCAAGUCCCUCACUCUCCAACAUCUCAGCUCUCCAACAGUUUGUCCUGAUUGAUUCUUUUAAUAUCAGUUCUGGCUUCAUUUAUGAUGUCUGUCAUCAGGAGUUCACCAAAGUUCAGAAAAUAAAAAUAUACUUCAACGAGCUCUUUCUAAAUGUUCUGAUGUUCUGAUAAUAACU